AUGCUCUUGGUUAUUGCCUUUGGGGUUCUGACGGCAAUGACGCUGCCCUUCCUUCUGAUGUGCAGCUCUGGCCAAGGAGGGGGGCCAGUGCUCAAGCAGAUGGACCCGGUCCUAAGCACGUUGGCCACCUACUCUGUGGGCAACCUGGAGAGGAUGCCAGCUGCGGACGCCACCGUCCACAUCAUGAACGAGUUCGUUGGCUCCAUGGCGCUGCUUGGGGUGCUUCUCCUGUAUCGCUUUGUCAUCAUCAAGCGGGCCACUUACACAACCAACGCGCGGAACCUGGCCAACUUGGCGGUGCAGGUGCGCGGCCUCCCCAAAGACCUGGGCUACCACCACCUGGACUACGAGGAGCUCAUCCGCGAACACUUCCAGACUGUGGCCUACGAGCGCGCGGUGCGGAUGGGCACCCAGCACGAGCUUGACGACCAGCCAGUGCGAGAGGUGGUCAUGUGGCGUGACUACCAGUCCGCUGUGUAUGGGGUGGUGAGACAGGUGGAGCUGCAGGCGCAGCAGCACGCCAUCUCCACGGAGCUGCAGUUCUUGGAGCAGAAGGCCGCCGAGGUGGGCUGA
This is a messenger RNA of Effrenium voratum, 573 nucleotides long. The record is from the annotation of a GenBank genome assembly. Lineage: Eukaryota; Dinophyceae; Suessiales; Symbiodiniaceae.